Messenger RNA from Acanthosepion pharaonis, 1059 nucleotides. The record is from the annotation of a GenBank genome assembly. NCBI's taxonomy places the organism in Eukaryota, Metazoa, Mollusca, Cephalopoda, Sepiida, Sepiidae.
AUGUUUUUAUAUCGUAUCUCUCUUCUCAAAUAUCAAGGCAAUGUGAUUCAAUAUCCGUCACCAGAGCUAAGUUAUUCCUCAAUUAUCAAGCCCUUUCUUUUAACUUUUCUGCUAAUUUCAUUAUCUAACUCUCUCUCAUUUGAUUCAUUAUCUAACACUCUCUCAUUUUAUUCAGUAUCUACCUCUCUAUCUCAUUUUAGUCAUUAUCUAAGUCUCUCUCAUUUUAUUUAUUAUCUACCUCUCUAUCUCAUUUUAUCAUUAUCUAACUCUUUCUCAUUGUAUUCAUUAUUUACGUCUCUAUCUCAUUUUAGUCAUUUUCUAACUCUGUCUCUCUCAUUUCAUUCGUUAUCUAACUUUCUCUCAUUUUAUUCAUUAUCUACCUCUCUAUCUCAUUUUAUUCAUUAUCUACCUCUCUAUCUCAUUUUAGUCAUUGUCUACCUCUCUAUCUCAUUUUAUUCAUUAUCUACCUCUAUCUCAUUUUAUCAUUUUCUAACUCUGUCUCUCUCAUUUCAUUCGUUAUUUAACUUUCUCUCAUUUUAUUCAUUAUCUACCUCUCUAUCUCAUUUUUGUCAUUAUCGACCUCCCUAUCUCAUUUUAUAUGUGAACAAACAAAAUUCAUCGUUUUCACUACUAAUUUUAUCUAUCUAUCUAUCUAUCUAUCUAUCUAUCUAUCUAUGUUCUACAUCUAUCUAUCUACGUCCGUUCUCUAUGUUUUUGGAUCUGAUGAAGCUUGGAAAAGCGAAAUGCAUAAUCAAAACUAAUUUCGAUGAAACGGAAUUCCAUUUGUCAUAUUUCUUCAAAAAUUAUUGGUAUUCUGUAUUCUAUCUAUCUAUCUAUCUAUCUAUCUAUCUAUCUAUCUAUCUAUCCCUGUCUGUUUUCUAUCUAUCUAUCUAUCUAUCUAUCUAUCUAUCUAUCCCUGUCUGUUUUCUAUCUAUCUAUCUAUCUAUCUAUCUAUCUAUCUAUCUAUCUAUCAGAGUGAAUGCAUAUUUAGACCGGUCAUUGUCUUACGAAAACCUAUUUUACGAACCUGUUAUACUAGAUCCAGUAAAGCAGCUCUGA